AUGAAGGGGUCUCUCAAAGUAGACAUUGAUGGGUCGUUCAUGGCGGGCUCAUUAGAGGGGGCCAUCAGCUGCAUAUGCAAACAUGAUCACGGUCGCUUGGUGGAUGGUUUUGCCAGAUCUAUUAAAGUUAAUUCAGCAGAGCUCGUGGAGGCAAGAGCGUUGGUUGAAACCCUAGACUUCUUGGUCGCACAAAGAGGACAAAAAAUCUACUUGGAGUCGGACAAUCUAAGCUUAGUUCAGACUUUGAAGGGAGCAAAUCACUUCCCAUGGGAAGCGCACCAAGUUAUCACUGAGGCUAAGUCGAAGUUGCUGGGCUUUGUUGAUCUUUCUCUGGAGUACUGUAGCCGAGAAGGGAAUAGAGCCGCAGACUGUCAAAGCUUGCGACCAUCCUUGUCUAGUUUGGUCGUACCUGUCCCUCAUUUUCAGCAGCAUCCUCACCCCAUGGCUGACGAAGCUGAAUUGGCCGUUUCACUGGCGAAGGCCAGUCUUCUUGAUCUUCUCUCCAAGUCACAAAAAAUCAUCAUCCCCCAUCAAAACUUCACACGUCAAAUCCGUGACUCCAUAAACAGUCUCCAAAGUAUCAUGAACAAGAUGCGACAACAAGCCUUCCACAACCAUGAACCUUUUCCCGACAACGCAACCCUUCUGGUUAGGGCUCGCGACGCUGAGAAGGCUGCACAACAUCUCCUUGUCCAAUUGCUCCGACAUUACGUGUCGAAAUCGCAACUAGGUCGGUUCUUCUCAGCAGCUGACCGAGUACGUGCCAGGAAAAACAUGGCCACGCAAUUCAGGGACGGAGUUGUGUCGCCAUUCCAACAGCUCGAUGCCAACUGGCCUGCUGCUGCUGAAAAUGGCCAGCAGGACAGUGGAAUGGCAUAUCAAGGAAACAUGAGGGUCGAGUCCGACAUCGUGGGCCGUGACCAAAGUGUGACUCUUCUUGUGACCAAUUUGAUUCCUCCGGCAGAUCGCAACGCCCCUCCUCCUCCUCCGGAUUCACUUCAUGUGAUCGCGGUGGUUGGCAGAAGAAACUGUGGCAAGACCGCACUGGUGAGAAGUGUCUUCAACAAUCUAGAGGUCAAGCAUCACUUUGACUGUUGCGCUUGGGUCCGGGUCGCUGACGUCGGGCCGGAGUCCUGGACGGAGAGCCUCCUGGUGGACAUACUGUUACAGAUGCCAUUUCAAGAUCAGCUGAAAGACUUGAAGCACAAGAAUAAGGAGCAGCUGAUCCGCAUGCUUCGUCAAUUGUUGAUGGAGAAGAGAUACUUGAUAGUUUUGGAUAAUUUAGGCGCCCGACGCUUCACCGACUUCUGGGAUCCAUUUGAGGACUCAAAUGGAAGCAGAAUAAUUGUCACCUCUACUGAAGAAGCUAUGCAAAAUUUGGUAGACCCGGGGGUAGAUGAUCUCCAAUUAUGCCCGGACUUCACCGAAGAAGAGUGCAUGGCAUUGCUGCAGGAUAGCUUCACUGGAGGAGGAGUUCUCCCUCCAGAAUUGAUGACGUUAAUUCUGAGAAAAUGCGGAGGUUCUGCCCCGGCGAUCUCACUGCUAGGAGGACUUUUGUCUGCUGUGGAAGAGAACAGAAGGGAGGCCCUCGUCGCCCCGCUCGGAGAGUCUGCCCCCCUCAACCAUUUCCUGAGCUUGAGCUUCAACGAAUUGCCUAUCGAGAUGAAGCCAUGUGUUCUCUAUAUGGCUCUCUUUCCUAAGGAGUCUGAGGUCCCCACAAGGAGGCUUUUCCGGCUAUGGGCUGCUGAGGGGUUGUUGUUGGCAGAGCCGGCUGCUGAUGGGCUAGUCCGAAUGCGGUCAGCGGAGGACUGUUUUCAUGAAUUAGAGAGAAGGAACUUGAUUCGUGUGGUACGCCGGAAACCGGACACAAGUGCCCGAUCAUGUCGCAUGCCUGCAUUUCUUCAUGAUUUUUUCUGUCAGAUGGCAAUAGACUUCCGACUUCUUAAAAUCAGCCCCGAUGCCGAGCAGAAUGCUCCUAAUCAACCAAACCAAGCGCAAAACACAGCGACAGGACAUCAUGAUUACAUUGUCCAAUACCUUCGUUCUGUUGCAUCAUUUCAAACCUGUAAGCCAGGGACAGAACAAGGGAGAGAGAUCAAAGAUCUUCUUAAACCACCAAUUAUAGACGAAGGCCCGGUUUUGCUGAGGGUACUAGAUCUCGAGGGUGUUUACAAGCCUGUUCUCCCCAAGAAAUUCGAGGAUAUACUGCCGAACCUAAGGUAUUUGGGAUUGAGACGGACAGCUCUGGAUUCGAUUCCGGAAUCAGUCGGGAAUUUAUUGCUCCUGGAAACAUUAGAUCUGAAGCACACCAACAUAACCAAAGUGACCAGCGCCAUUUGGAAUGCGAAGAACCUCCGACAUCUGUACCUGAGCGAAGCAUCGUUUGACGGGCCCAUUCCAGGACAUGUCUCAACGGGGUCUAAACUCGAGACGCUAUGGGGUCUGUUCAUAGAAACUGAUAGGAGCCCCAUGAUAAAUGUGUUGCCGAGGCUGCAAAGCCUGACGAAGCUGGGUGUCACGUGCCGUCCCGGAGCGGUGAUGGUGGUAGCAGGAUGCAUUUUAAGACUGACCCGUCUCAAGUCCCUGAGGUUGAGAUCGAGGGACUUGUUCAGUCAGCCUGCGGUCCUCCGUUUCGGUGAUAACAUGACAGGGCUCAGAGAUCUUUUGGAUCUUUCAAACUUGUAUUUGCUUGGAUCGUUGCGGCCCGCACAGAACCCGUGUUCGGUCCUUCCUCUGAGUCUGAAAAGGCUUACCUUGUCGAUGUCAGGAUGUAGAGAUGACCCGAUGCAGGUUCUACAGCACCUGAAUCAAUUGAUUGAACUCAGGUUAUUGGGUCGAUCGUGCUCCACGAGACAAUUACAUUGCCAAGCAGGUUUUCCACAGCUCCGAGUCUUAAAACUAUGGAUGCUGGAUAACUUGGAAGAGUUUGCUAUCGACCAAGGGGCGAUGGUUAAUCUCGAAGAGUUGGAUAUCAGCCAAUGCGAGAAGCUAGGGAGGGUUUCUGGCUUGGAUCAGAUCAACAACAGGUUGACAAGUUUGCGUCUUACUAAAGUUAAGAAAGUCCUUGACCCCAACGGCCCCGCCCACGACCCUCCCGCCCCCGACGUUCGUAUCAGAGUUCGCCGCCCAGGUACAUGGGUCAAAACAACGGAGCUACUGCGCCAGGAGAAAUAUGAUGGAACAUUUUGGAGAGCCGAGGCUUACGAAUGCCGACUCUAG
Molecule: messenger RNA, 3219 nt
Organism: Rhodamnia argentea
Lineage: Eukaryota; Viridiplantae; Streptophyta; Magnoliopsida; Myrtales; Myrtaceae
Product: probable disease resistance protein RF9
Exons: 3
Coding region: 1-3219 (1072 amino acids)
Biological process (GO): defense response to other organism
Molecular function (GO): protein binding; RNA-DNA hybrid ribonuclease activity; ADP binding
Source: RefSeq, a predicted model, not a curated record